AUGAAGCCGCAUAAGAAGAAAAAGGUCGAGCCCCAGGCAAAGGAGGCCGAAUUAUUUCUCCCUACUGGGACCGAUGCUGAUAAUGCUGAUCGAUCACACACACUGCCCGAAUCUCUUUUGCGCGUUGAGGUCGCAUUUUGUCCUAGGCCAUCUUUAACGUCUCCUACCUUCGUCGAUCACGAAACCAGCAACACUACGAUUAAUGAGUCGCCGGAACACUUUUCGAGAUUUACGCCACGUGAUCUAGGUAAUCUGCUACUAUGGACUGUGCCCACUGCGAUUCCGCUGAUUGAAGCACCCCGCGAGUUCUUUAUCAGGAACAAAUCUAGACUCCGUAACGUAGUGAUGAUAUACGUCAACGGGUGGUCGUACGAUAUGAUGAUGGCCACUGGAGUUGGUUUACCGCGAGUGUCAUCCCAGGAAAUACAGAGCGGGAUGUUAUCGUCACAUGAUAACGGCGAUCUUGAAGAAUCAAUCACUCAGGUGAAGAAAAGCGAGCCCCCAUCAUUGCUGAGAUGGAACCAGCGUAUCUGCCACUCCAUGCUAAAACCUAUCCGCACAGGUGUGUGUUGGGCUCGUAUGAAUCAGAGUCAUGGUAAUCUCGGGGGCGUGCACUACGCACCUCUAGUAGUUCCAAGCAUAAAAAAUGAGUUCGAAUCCGACUUAUUCUGGCGUAAUGACGCUCCAAGGGUGCCCAAAAGUAGCUUUAGAACUCAACCUUUACCUGAAAAAGAUCAUAGCCCAGUUUCAGAGCCUUGCAAAGGGGAAUCGAAGCUGAUGGUGGUGGAUCACAUAUCCUGUGCUUCUUCACAUGACAUUGAUAGGGACCAAGAAGAGAUCGCAAAUAUCGGCCGCUUCAGCAGAUCUGAGAAACUUGUAGGUGGUGUUGGGAGUGCUUUUAAACGUGCCCAAGCUUUUGCGAGCGGCCAGUCACCAAGUUCUGUGCCUCCUUCUAUCACUCCUGCGUCGUCCAUCAGUUGCUUGGGAGGUGACUCUGCCAUUAGUCGCGAUGAUAAAGAGUGUAGCCCCAGUACCAAAGGUACGCACGAAGAAGACCCUUCCGCUGCACAGAAUGUUGACCCCAAGGUGCUUCCCACGCUUUGGGAUAGACGGGAGCACUUGUUAAAGUUUGCCCUUCACUUUCCUGAGCACCAAAUUGAGCUCAGGGAGCUGGGUUUUCUACUUGAGAAACCAGGGGCACAAAUUCAUGUAGACCCUAAGGACUGUUCUGCCUCUGGGGACGGUAGUAAAGCGUGCAACAACGCACAGGAAGACACUAAUUGGGAUCUAUUUAGCACAAGCGAUGACGAAGAUGAAUACAGACAAGAUUGUGCGUGGAAAGAGCUCCGGUAUUCAGAGAGACCUCCGCGGGUCUUCGCACUCGAUUGCGAGAUGGUUAUGACCGAGGGACGGGAGAGCUCUUUAGCACGUGCCACUCUUGUCGACGCACGGUCGGCUAAAGUUGUCUUUGACAUGCUUGUGAAGCCACGUACAGAGAUCAUCGACUACUUGACCCGAUUUAGCGGCAUUAACGAGGAGACUCUGCGCGACGUCACGAACACUUUAGUGGAUUGUCAAGCAGCACUUAAAAUGCACAUCCGUAGCUCGGAUUUUAUUGUGGGUCAUUCACUGGAAAACGACUUCAAGGCGUGUCAGAUGAUUCCAAACUGCUAUCUGCUGGACACCGCAUGGCUGUUCCCGCAUCCGUCAGGAUUGCCGUAUAAAAAUUCGCUGCGGUUCCUGGCGAUGCGCUACUUGGGUAAGCGCAUUCAACAGGGGAGCCACGAUAGUGCUAUGGAUGCCCAGAUCAGUCUGGAGCUUGUGCAACUGAAGCUCGAAAGGGGUCCCAUGUUUGGCAUCAGGCAGCGUGUGAACGUGUUGGAUCUGAUGUGCGGCGGCUGUCCUAAUUCCAACGAAGCCCAGGUGUCCAGGAAGGCAGAAAGGUCUCGACAGGACAUCCCUAUCCACAUCCGUCUUUUUGACGACCCUCAGGUGCUAUCCAAUAUUCUUCCGAAGAAAAGCGCAUCCACUGGUGCAGCGCUAAUCGACGCGAUACCAGUCCGCCACGAUGAAGAUGCUGUCCGAAAGGUUGUGCGAGCGCUCCAUAGUCGAAAUCAUAUCGUGUCUCACACCCGGAUAGCUUCAGACGACGAUUCGUACUCCUUCAUGUGGGUUCAGCUCAGAGAAACCGCAGUGAAUGUGCUGGCGCAGCCUUCAUCGGGCUCAGUAACAGCUAUAUUUGACGAGGCAGAACAGUUGCGGCGAGUGGAACUCGUGAACCAACGUAUUUUGCGGGUGAUUGGUGCAUGCCCGGACGAGACUCUUGUGGUGGUAGUCGCCGCAGACUGCAGGGGGGAGGCAGGAGGCAAUCACUUCUCCCGCGCCCAAGGGGCAUGCUUUGGGUUUAUCAAGGACCACACCGCUGUCGGUCCCCCUGCCUCAGCACUUACACUGGAGCCUAAUUCUAACUCAGUUCACCCAUCGAAUGAAUGCGAGACCGGGCAGGCGGACAAUGCAGAGCAUAUUGUGAAAAACCAGUUGGUCACCGCGAAGCCAGAAAGCGUGUCGCCGUCGGUGUCUGCAAUGCCACCAGCCUGCCAACAACAAUGA
This is a messenger RNA of Phytomonas sp. EM1, 2610 nucleotides long. NCBI's taxonomy places the organism in Eukaryota, Euglenozoa, Kinetoplastea, Trypanosomatida, Trypanosomatidae. The record is from the annotation of a GenBank genome assembly.